Myotis lucifugus (little brown bat) is the source of this 1803-nucleotide messenger RNA. RefSeq names its product 14-3-3 protein eta. Gene Ontology annotation, biological process: signal transduction. The coding region runs from base 1 to 1008 and encodes 335 amino acids. Lineage: Eukaryota; Metazoa; Chordata; Mammalia; Chiroptera; Vespertilionidae. The record is from RefSeq and is a predicted model, not a curated record. Gene Ontology annotation, cellular component: cytoplasm. The transcript is spliced from 3 exons.
AUGGCAGUUUGCCACCGUCAGUGGGCGGGAGCCGCCGCCGCUUCCCCCGUGUUCUUCCGCUCGAGGAGAAGGAUUCUGGAAGCAGCUAGCACCCACCCAGAGCAGGGCGGGCCCAGCCCAGGGCCUGGCACGAGGCACCCUCAGCAUCUCAGCACCGAAUGGCAGGGCUGGGAGGGGCUUAGUGACCAGCCAGCCUUUCACCCUUCUCUUUGGCACAGGAGGAAGUCCAGCCUGGGUUUGAACUCAGAUCCUGGUCCCCCCACUCACAGGCUGUGUAACCUUGAGCAAGUCACUAGCCUGGCUUUGAAAGAACGGAGAGCCCAGCCGUGCCCACCUGCCGUGCCCACCUGCCGGGUGACGGAGCUCAACGAGCCUCUCUCCAAUGAAGAUCGAAACCUCCUCUCUGUGGCCUACAAGAAUGUGGUUGGCGCCAGGCGAUCUUCCUGGAGGGUCAUCAGCAGCAUCGAGCAGAAGACCAUGGCCGACGGGAACGAGAAGAAGCUGGAGAAAGUGAAAGCUUACCGGGAGAAGAUCGAGAAGGAGCUGGAAACGGUGUGCAACGACGUCCUGGCCCUGCUGGACAAGUUCCUCAUCAAGAACUGCAAUGAUUUCCAGUACGAGAGCAAGGUGUUCUACCUGAAGAUGAAAGGCGACUACUACCGCUACCUGGCAGAGGUGGCUUCCGGGGAGAAGAAAAACAGUGUGGUCGAAGCUUCCGAGGCGGCCUACAAGGAGGCCUUUGAAAUCAGCAAAGAGCACAUGCAGCCGACGCACCCCAUCCGGCUGGGCCUGGCCCUCAACUUCUCCGUGUUCUACUAUGAGAUCCAGAAUGCGCCCGAGCAGGCCUGCCUCUUAGCCAAACAAGCCUUCGAUGACGCCAUAGCUGAGCUGGACACACUAAACGAGGAUUCCUAUAAGGACUCCACGCUCAUCAUGCAGUUGCUGCGAGACAACCUCACCCUCUGGACGAGCGACCAGCAGGAUGAAGAAGCAGGAGAAGGCAACUGAAGCGCCUGCAGGUUCCCGCCCUUCCUCCACCCACCGCCCCCCUCAUCACUGAUUCUUCCUUGCCACAAUCACUAAAUACCUAGUGCUAAACCUCUCUGUAUUGGCAGCACCGCUACUCAGAUCUGCUCCCCCGCCCCCUGGGAAGCAGUUUCAGGUCCAUCUUCAUGGGCAUUGCUGGAUCGAUGGUUGCUUGGAGCCCACGGGAGCUUUCUUUUGAAUUGUGUAGACAAGUGCGUUCUGAAUGAGGCAUUUUACUAUGCCUGUUGGUAGUUGUGAAAGCGAUGGGGAAGUUUAGAAAGGAGAAUUAGCCAAAACCGGCUACAAUGAUAUUUAAAUGGUCCAUUUAAAAUGAGCUGAUAGUGUUUUGUUAAUAAGCAGUACAUCUUGUGCAUGCAAAAAAGAAUUCAUCCCUCCCACCUCUUCUUCCUUCAACUAAUGGAAAACUGUUAAGGGAAGCUGAUACAAAGAGAACACUCCCUUCUUUCCGUCAGCUUUAUAUAAACUGUUCACGUGAGGUUUCAGUAGCGCCUUGUUUUGCCUCUUUAAGUUAUGAUGUGCACAAACCUUAAAUGCAGUGCAUCUAAAGUUUUGAUACCUGUAACUUUGUUUUGGUUGCGAUUGUUUAAGAAUCAUGGAUUUAUUUUUUGUAACCCUUUGGCUAUUGUCCUUGUGUAUCCUGACAGCACCACGUGUGUCAGCCCCUGUCAAUCAAGAUGGGUAAUUAUUGAAAUGCCAGACUUCUAAAUUAAAUGUUUUGGAAUUCAGUGGGUAAAUAAAUGCUGCUUUGGGGAUAUC